Molecule: messenger RNA, 3972 nt
Organism: Haliotis rufescens (red abalone)
Lineage: Eukaryota; Metazoa; Mollusca; Gastropoda; Lepetellida; Haliotidae
Product: calmodulin-A-like
Exons: 6
Coding region: 169-801 (210 amino acids)
Cellular component (GO): myosin II complex
Molecular function (GO): calcium ion binding
Source: RefSeq, a predicted model, not a curated record
GGGACAGAUCCCGUGAGAGCAUCCCGCAAACAUUCAUGGUGAUCUUAUGCGCAUUGAGCCUUGUCUCCGUGUAACGUGACUUCCGGUCCAGGCUAGCUAGCACAUCUGUGCGCUAACGGAGUUGUAUACCUAGCUGGUGGAGACCGUGCCAGUGACAACAGGAACGAUAUGAUUAACCAGCACAUCGACUCAACGACAGCAAAGAACGCUAUGCAGAAACAAGCAAGUCAAGACAGCGAGAAAAGCACUAGCCAUGGAAGUGAAUCUUCAAAGCAGCUCUCUAGAGCGUCUUCGACCACCAGCGAGACUCCUAAAUAUGAGGAAGAGAUUGUCCUUGCAGAUGACCAAAGGGCAGAACUCAGAGAAGCAUUCGGGUUGUUCGAGAAGGCAGGAAAGGGCAGAAUUAAUGUCCGUGAUCUCGGGGCCCUGCUGAGGUCGCUGGGAAUGAACCCAUCAGAACGAGACUUGGAGGAAGCCAGGCAUGAACUGGAGAUCAGCGGGACCUUCUCUAGAGCACGAGGGACGGUGUCGUUUGCUGACGUCGAGCGCUAUAUUGCGAGGCGGGGCGGAGUGUUUUUAGGUUGUGAUGAGGAAGAAGAUAUUCACGCAGCCUUCCAAGUACUGGAUCGAAAUGGAAAUGGGCGGAUUGAUAUUGAUGAGUUCCGGCAUUUUAUGACCACGAUGGGUGAGCGCAUGACUCCCGAGGAAGUUGAGGAACUACUUUCGGUGGCAAAAAAGGACGGCGAGGCUUUCAUUGAAUACAAAGACAUUGUGAGAGCCCUGCAGAGCGCCAACACGUGAUAUCAUUUCCCUUCAAAUCGACUAAUCUCAGUCCGCACUUUUCACUCACCGAGUGAACUCCUUUGGCCCGGACCGGAAACUGCCUUUGGAACGGAAGUAGUUUUGGUGUAGAUGGCGCCCCCAGCCUCGAAGUGGCGCAGGGACAGCGAGAGACAAGUGGGCCCUGACUGGGGAUAACUUGGCGUGACAGUUUCAUCAUUCCAGGGCACAAUGUGGUACACCUACGUUUAUUUCAAGACGUUUGUAUGAAGAUUUCAAGCAUUUUUCUUCCAAAGGAGGACUUGGCUUUGGUGUGAUCACGGUUUUUGCAAUACAUUAUAUUUCAUAUUUAUCUAUUUUUUCACUUUUAACCAACUUGUUAAUGAUACUGGGUAUUUUAUUUCUCCCCACCUGUGUUUCGUCUCACCAUAUGGUAUAAGGGUCCCCCUGGACGUUCCAAACAUAUCAUGCACUAUGUAUAGAAGUGACCUUGUGUUUUAUUGCGAUUGGUGUUCGAGCGGGCUCGAACCCUGACAAUGAACAGUUGUACUCGUUUUUUACACUUUUUACCAGAGAUAUUCCAUAUGUACACAGAGCACACGCGACUACAUGAACACAUAGUUAUAACAGUCGACUACGUAUAUCAAGUAUAUGCAAGUAUAUAUUUUACAGUCAGACUGUGAAAUUAGUCAUUUCAUGAAAUGAAACAUUAUACACGCAUAUAAAGCUCUACGCUUCAUACAUAUUUUGCCUGAUGUUGGAUGCUAUUCUGUGACAAAGUAUUUUAUUCAAAAAUUCCCAUACAACACGCUUCAUUAAAGUAAAGUAAUAGGAUUGAAUAAUUUGAUACCUUUAUGAAUAUGAUAUACAGUUAUAUUCAGCACAAGGUUAUACAUUAUGGAGUCACCUGGGCGUUUUUGCCUUACGUAUUCUACUAUUUUAUCACCAACGUAGAUAUAGAUCCACAUAAGUGUUUACCUUGAUGUUCACUCUCUGCACCCACACAGUCUGGUGUGGACAUGGACCUUCUUUUGGACAGCCACUUUUAUGCAUUGAAGUAACCCCUGAACACCCACGGCCUGUCCUAUAGCAUACUUCAGUAUACACACUGGCAUUCUGCCAUACACUAUUUCAUGAUUUUACUAUCAAUCAUAUAUGACCAGAUCUGCUGAAUGUGAUAGGGUUCGUUUCUCAUAAAUCAACAAAUUGAUAUUUGUUUCAUGUAAACCGUUGCAGGACUCGAUGUAUACGUCUUCCACUCUACAUAAGUCAAUACCUAUAACAUCAUGGUUCUACUCCCUACCUUCGAUCGCAAUACUGGUCUGUGUAUACUACUCAAUUUACUUAGGGACAGGGCCGAUAACUUCCAAAUUGUAAGUCAUCAAGUCUUUGAAAGGUAUUUAGAAGUGAUACAUACGAGGAAGAGAAAGUAUGGUUAUCAACUGCUUUAUUGUGAGGAACACAACGUUUCGGGGUGAAUCCUUGAAUGUUCUCUGCCUCAUGGCAUUUAUUCACCUGAUGAAGGAGUAAGAAUAUACUCCGAAACGCUGUGUUCCUCAUAAUAAUGAAGUCGACAUCCAUAUUUUUUGCCAUUGUGUAAGCGGUGUAUGGCAUGCGAUAGGACAACUUCUAUCAAACGCUGAUUCGUGCAAUGUUCCUGUACUUUGAGAAUGGUAUUAAUUAUGGAUAUUAUUGUUUUGUCGUUUUAAGAAUCUUUAAGAGAGAUCUUUCAGCAUUGAUAGAAGAAGAGUUGUUUGUCAGUGAUCAUAUGGCAAUAGUUAGAACUCGUUCAGUGUAACAUGACCGAAUUCGAAGCUAUCGCCACGAAUGUCAUUGUGUCUCAAAAUACAUUCAAACUCAUUGCAAACGUGUUUUUCAAAAAUGCAUUGAAGUCUCAUUUAAAGCUCAAGUUCGGUUGAAUUCAUUGUCGAACCGAGUUUAUAUUAAGAAAAAAGCAGUUAAGAAGUCAAAAGCUGACACGUUUUCAGUAUAUAUCUUAUUUAGUGUGCAAGGACUCAUAAUGGCGAUUUAUUUUCAAAGAAAAAUACUGUGACCCCACUGAGAGGGUUGAACUCAUGUGUAGGUCUGGCGCAGGGCAUUGGUACAUACAGUGAACCCUUGUUGAUCCGGAAUUUAUGGUUCCAGAUUUGCAAAUGUAUGGAUUAACGAGAGACGGAUAUGUGUAAAUGAAACAUUAAGCAUAUGUACACAUUCCCAACACUAGAUGACCUGUAGGAGGGGUAGCAGGGCCGUACUAACAGGAUUCCACUGAACAUGCACUCUCUUAAAGUGGUACCUGAAGACAAUGAAUGUUAAUCUGUUGUGAACUUUUAUUCAAUAUCAGGGUUUGUCAAUUUGACGAGAAGUCAUUAUGUAAUCUCCGGACAUUGGUUCGCCGACCAACAAAGCUGUGUUGAACGUUUAGAAUUGAGAUAAGUUCUUCGAAUAGUUCCUUCCCAGCAGCUAACAGUCGUGUGACAUCCCAGAGCUGUUGUGACUCAAUUGGCUGAGAUGGCUGGAAAUUCAAUAAAAGACAUACGUUAUUUCUGUUGGUGUAGACACAACUCGCUGGCGGGUCAGUUCAUGUCUAUUAAACGAUAUCAACUAUUGUACAAAAGAGUGACGUGUAGCCUAAUAUAGGGGCUUUGGGUAUCUUUCUAUUUUUCCACGUCUUUACGAAGGGUAAGUUCAAACAUUCCAUUGGAAGCACAGACGUGUCCACUCACAUCGUACUUACAAUAUUUGCCUUCGCUCGUUAAAGUAAUGAUUUGUUUUAACUGAACUGGAGAGUGUAAGACAAUGGUCCGGUUCAGUCAUGUUUAGAGAGUCAUAACGAAUGAAGGUAAAUAUGUUUGAAACUGGUCGUUCAGUCUGAAAACACCUUUUAUCACCAUGCCAAUCACGGGUAUGCAUUCAUUGACACAAUCCCUGAGUGGCAGGAAGAUGAUAUGACGCUGAUAGUCAUGGUCAACUUACAACGCCUGAAGUAUCUCAUGGCAACUGGGGUUAACUAUUACAAACAUACGUUUCUUAGAAAAGGAUGACGCCAGUUAGUGAUAACGCAGUCUGAGAUGAAAGGUGGAGUCAGACUUGACCAGUGCGUGCAUUACAACAUUUAUUGAAAUUUUACACUUUCACUUGUUUAUUUAUAUUAUUAUUCAUUUUUCAAUGUAAAUAAAUUAUUUUCCUUGA